Messenger RNA from Acanthosepion pharaonis, 1170 nucleotides. NCBI's taxonomy places the organism in Eukaryota, Metazoa, Mollusca, Cephalopoda, Sepiida, Sepiidae. The record is from the annotation of a GenBank genome assembly.
AUGGACUUCUUAUUUUGGGGAUCCUAUGUCGGACACCCAAAAAUAUAUUAUUUCUACUCUAUUUCUUUCUGUCGGCUGCUCUCAAUUUUUUUUUUUUUUGAUCCCGUCUUUCUGUAUUUCUUUCUUUUUUCUUCCUUUUUUCUUUCUUUAAUUCUUUUUUUCUUUCUUUUCUCUUUAUUUCUUUCCUUCUUUCUUUCUUUUUUCUUUCUUUCUUUCUUUUCUCUUUAUUUCCUUCUUUCUUUUCUAUUUCUUGUUUCUCUUUUUCUUUCAUCUUUCUUUCUCUCUUUCCUCUUUCUUUCUCUCUUUCCUCUUUCUUUCUCUUUCCUCUUUCUUUGUUUUUUCUUUCUUUCUUUCCUUUUCUUUCUCUCAUUCUUUUCUAUUUCUUUCUUUCAUUCUUUUCUAUUUCUUUAUUUUCUAUUUCUUUCUUUUCUAUUUCUUUCUUUCUUUCAUUCUUUUCUAUUUCUUUCUUUCGUUCAUUUUUCUUUCUUUCUUUCGUUCAUUUUUCUUUCUUUCAUUCUUUUCUCUUUCUUUCUUUCAUUCUUUUCUUUCUUUUCAUUCUUUCUUUUUCUUUCUUUUCUUUCAUUUUUCUUUUCUUUUUUCUUUUUUUUUUUUUUUUUUUUUCUUUCUUUUCAUUCUUUUCUUUUCUUCUUUUCAUUUCUUUUUUCUAUUUCUUUCUUUCUUUCAUUCUUUUCUAUUUCUUUCUUUCGUUCAUUUUUCUUUCUUUCAUUCUUUUCUCUUUCUUUCUUUCAUUCUUUUCUCUUUCUUUCUUUCAUUCUUUUCUCUUUCUUUCUUUCAUUCUUUUCUCUUUCUUUCUUUCAUUCUUUUCUCUUUCUUUCUUUCAUUCUUUUCUCUUUCUUUCUUUCAUUCUUUUCUCUUUCUUUCUUCCAUUCUUUUCUCUUUCUUUUUUUUUUCUUUCUUUCUUUCUAUCAUUCUUUUCUAUUUCUUUCGUUCUUCCUUUUCUCCUUCUUUCUUUCUUCCAUUCUUUUCUAUUUCUUUCUUUCAUUCUUUUCUAUAUUUUUCUUUCUUAUUUUCUUUUCUCCUUCUUUUCUCUUUCUUUCUUUCUUUCAUUCGUUUCUAUUUCUUUCUUUCUUUUCUAUUUCUUCCUUUAUAUCUCACCACCAUAUCUAUCUAUCUAUCUAUCUAUCUAUCUAUCUAUCUCAUUGUCAUUAG